This is a messenger RNA of Salvelinus fontinalis (brook trout), 14615 nucleotides long. Its product is annotated as chromodomain-helicase-DNA-binding protein 6-like. The record is from RefSeq and is a predicted model, not a curated record. Gene Ontology annotation, molecular function: protein binding; ATP binding; ATP-dependent chromatin remodeler activity. Lineage: Eukaryota; Metazoa; Chordata; Actinopteri; Salmoniformes; Salmonidae.
AAUAGUGUCUCAAUCGGUGACGUCACUCGCGCUGAGACCUUGAAAUAGUUGAUCCCCUUCCUCUGCAAGAGCCGCGGGUUUUGUGGAGCGAUGUGUAACGGUGUCCAUGUGUGCAGAGGGUCCCUGGUUCGAGCCCAGGUAGGGGAAAAGAGGAGAGAGACGGAAGCUAUACUGUUACACAAGGAAGAAGAAGAAAUAUAUAACCGUUAGAUCUGUACAGAAUUGACACCAAGAAUAAAACAAAUGCGUGUUAAAUAACACGGCCAAAGAGCAAAACCGAGGGACUCUCAUGACCGGAAAAUUAGGUUUUCGUGCGGUUUUAUGGGUCCUGUGUUGUGGUGCGGUGGUUGAUGCAGUGAAGGUGAAGAGAAAUAUGAAAAUACAAAAGAAGGACAAACAGAUGUCCACCACCCACUCACAAAAGUACACUCCAGCUACAGCAGCCUCUAAUGCAACUGCCCAAAAUGCACAAACUCCAUUUCCCAGGGGAACCCUGGGCUCUAAGGACCAGAUCAGGGACCUUGGUGGUGGUCAGACCAAUCACUGCAUGGCCAACUCCAAGCAACCCAGGAUGGGCGAGGCGGGCACCAGCUCGGCCAGCCUCAGCCCCUGCGCCCCCUCGUCACCCCUCAACAGCGAGGAGGAUGAUGGAGGGGGCGGGCGGUGGGCGAAGAAGAAACGAAAGAAAAAAGACAAGCGGGGCGAGCCUGGCAGUGCCUGGCAGCACAAGGGCUUGGAGAGAGACAUGAAACCAAAUAAAAAGAAGGAGCAGAAAGAAGAGAAGGAGCUGCUGCUGCGCAAUGUCAAGGAGCCCAGGAAGGUGAAGGCACCAAAAGAGGUGAAGAGAGGGAGAAAACCCAAGGCGCAGGCCCUGCCCCAUCCUCCUUCAGAAUGCAAGAGCGCCCCCUCUCCUUCCAGACAGAGGGGCCGCAAACCCAGAGCGCAAGUCUUCCAAGGGCCGGUCCCAGCGGAGAAGAAGAAAAAGGGCAAGCGGAAAAGCGAGGCAGUUCUCCAGGAGGCUGGGGAUAGAGAUAAUGUGACCUUCCUGUCCGCGCUGGCCAUCGGGGGAGAGGAGAGCAUCGAUCCCCUCGACAACACGAAGCGUCGCUCGGGGCGUCAGGUGAAGCGCAGGAAAUACAAUGAGGACCUGGACUUCAAGGUGGUGGAUGACGACGGGGAGACUAUUGCUGUGCUGGGGACGGGCCGUAUCCCUGCCCUCAACGCUGCCACUAUCACCUGGCAGGCUGAGGAGCCCCCUGAAGAUGAGGCAAACGUUAUUGAGAAGAUCCUGUCGGUUCGAACUGUGAAGAAAGAGGCGUCCCCUGAGGAUGCAACUGAGGAGUCCGAGGAGUUCUAUGUCAAGUACAGAAAUUUCUCCUACCUGCAUUGUAAAUGGGCGACAUUGGAGGAGUUGGAGAAGGACCCUCGCAUCCAGCAAAAAAUCAAGCGCUUCAGGACUAAGCAUGCCCAAAUGAAGCACAUAUUCGUUGAGCCGAAUGAAGACCUCUUUAACCCCGACUACAUAGAAGUGGAUAGAGUUCUGGAGGUGGCCAUCACGACAGACACAGAGACAGGAGAGGAGGUGACACACUACCUGGUGAAGUGGUGCUCCCUGUCCUAUGAGGAGGCUACAUGGGAGCUUCAGGAAGAUGUGGACCCGGUGAAGAUUCGGGAGUUUGAGGAGAUCAAGAGAAUCCCUGAAUUGAAAUUUGUGGAAAGACCUCAGCCAGACAAGUGGCAGAAGCUGGACAAAUCCAAAGACUAUCGAAACGGGAACCAGCUGAGAGAGUACCAGCUGGAGGGCAUGAACUGGCUGCUCUUCAACUGGUACAACAGGAAGAACUGCAUCCUGGCUGACGAGAUGGGCCUGGGGAAGACCAUCCAGUCCAUCACGUUCCUCUUUGAGAUGUUCUCCAUGGGCCUGCGGGGACCCUUCCUCAUCAUCGCCCCCCUUUCCACCAUCACCAACUGGGAGAGGGAGUUCCGCACCUGGACUGAGAUCAACGUCAUUGUCUACCACGGCAGCCAGAUCAGUCGCCAGAUGAUCCACCAGUAUGAGAUGUACCACAAGGACCAGCAGGGAAAUGUAGUGUUGGGCGGGUACAAGUUCCACGGAGUGAUCACCACCUUUGAGAUGAUUAUGGCCGACUGCCCGGAGCUGAAGAAGAUCCACUGGCGCUGCGUGGUCAUCGAUGAGGCCCACCGCCUCAAGAACCGCAACUGUAAACUCCUGGAGGGCCUCAAGCUCAUGAACCUGGAACACAAGGUCCUCCUGACAGGCACCCCCCUGCAGAACUCAGUGGAGGAGCUCUUUAGUCUGCUCAACUUCCUGGAGCCCCUACAGUUCCCCUCAGAGAGCCUCUUCUUGGAGGAGUUUGGAGAUCUGAAGACUGAGGAACAGGUGAAGAAGCUUCAGGCCAUCCUGAAGCCCAUGAUGCUGCGGCGGCUGAAGGACGACGUGGAGAAGAACCUGGCGCCCAAGGAGGAGACCAUCAUCGAGGUGGAGCUCACCAACAUGCAGAAGAAGUACUACCGGGCCAUCCUGGAGAAGAACUUCACCUUCCUGGCCAAGGGGGCCAACCAGCACAACAUGCCCAACCUCAUCAACACCAUGAUGGAGCUGCGCAAGUGUUGCAACCACCCGUACCUGAUCAAAGGUGCGGAGGAGAAGAUCCUGGAUAGCUUCAGGAAAACGCACAGCCCUGAUGCUUGGGACUUCCAGCUCCAGGCCAUGAUUCAGGCGGCGGGGAAGCUGGUGCUUAUUGACAAGCUGCUGCCGAAGCUGAUUGCUGGCGGCCACAAGGUGCUGGUCUUCUCCCAGAUGGUGCGCUGCCUGGACAUCCUGGAGGACUACCUCAUCCAGAGGAGGUACACCUAUGAGCGCAUCGACGGCAGAGUGCGGGGUAACCUGCGCCAGGCAGCGAUCGACAGGUUCUGUAAGGUGGACUCGGACCGCUUUGUGUUCCUGCUGUGUACCCGUGCUGGGGGCCUGGGCAUCAACCUGACCGCUGCAGACACCUGCAUCAUCUUCGACUCGGACUGGAACCCCCAGAACGACCUACAGGCCCAAGCUCGCUGCCACCGCAUCGGCCAGAGUAAAGCAGUGAAAGUGUACAGGCUGAUCACCAGGAACUCCUAUGAGAGGGAGAUGUUUGAUAAAGCCAGUCUGAAGCUGGGUCUAGACAAGGCUGUGCUGCAGGACAUUAAUCGAAAGGGCAGCCUCAAUGGGGCGCAGCAGAUGACCAAGAUUGAGGUGGAGGACCUGCUGAAGAAGGGGGCGUAUGGCGCACUGAUGGAUGAGGAGGACGAGGGCUCCAAGUUUUGUGAGGAGGACAUCGACCAGAUCUUGCAGCGCCGCACCCAAACUAUCACCAUCGAGACAGAGGCCAAGGGCUCCACCUUCGCCAAGGCCAGCUUUGUGUCUUCUGGAAACAGAACUGACAUUUCCCUGGACGAUCCCAACUUCUGGCAGAAAUGGGCCAAAAUAACCGAGCUGGAGAUUGACUCCAAAGCAGAGAAGGAGAGCCUGGUGAUUGAUACGCCUCGUGUGAGGAAGCAGACUCGUCACUACAACUCGUUCGAAGACGACGAGCUGAUGGAGUUCUCUGAGCUGGACAGCGACUCAGAAGAGAGGCCCUGUCGCACCCGCCGCUUCAGCGAGAGGAGCAGACGCUACCUCCGUGCCGACUGCUUCCGCGUUGAGAAAAACCUGCUCAUAUUCGGCUGGGGUCGCUGGAAGGACAUCCUGACCCAUGGGCGCUUCAAGUGGCAACUGGGUGAGCGUGACAUGGAGGUGCUGUGCCGGGCACUGCUGGUCUACUGCGUGCGUCACUACAUGGGCGAUGACAAGAUCAAGAGCUUUAUCUGGGACCUCAUCACACCUGCCAAGGAUGGCCAUAAACAAGACCUGCAGAACCAUUCUGGCCUGUCGGCCCCAGUGCCCAGGGGACGCAAGGGUAAGAAGCUAAAGAACCAGCUGAGCGUGCCCGAGAUGAAGCAUGCAGACUGGCUUGUCAACUGCAACCCAGAGGUAGUGCUACAGGACGACAGCUACAAGAAACACCUCAAGCAGCACUGCAACAAGGUACUUCUGAGGGUGAGGAUGCUGUACUACCUCAAGGCGGAGGUCCUGGGAGAAACUGCUGCUCAGUUCCUGGAGGGCAUCAAUGCCAGUAAACUGGAGGUGGCACUGCCUGAUAUUGACUACAUCGAGAUCCCAGCAGGCUGGUGGGAUGCAGAGGCGGAUAAGUCUCUCCUCUUAGGAGUGCACAAACACGGCUAUGAGCGAUACAAUGCCAUGCGGGCCGACUCAGAGCUAUGCUUCUUGGAGCGGGUGGGCAUGCCUGACGUCACGGUGCUCUCAGCCGAGCAGAGUGGAGGAGAGGUGGUGGCUGACCUCACUGACAGUGGUUGCAAAAGUGAUGAUGUGAAAGACGAUCCUGAAUGCGAUCUGGAGGAGGGAGGAGUGGAAAAGGUUGAUAAGGAUGAAACCAGCUCCAGUAAUGAUGCAAUGGACAAGCAUGACAGUGUUGGUCAAGACACACUCUCAGUGGAGAUGGUCCAGGAGAGCUUUGGCCAGGAGGGCAUGGAGCUAAAGGGUCGCCCUCUGUGGCCGGCCGGCCCUGCCCUUACGGCCAGGCUACGUCGCCUCAUCACGGCCUACCAGCGCUUCAUGCGGCGCGAGCCGCUGCGCCACGACUUCCUGCUACCUGAAGGGCUGGGGGCAGGCCCGGGGACAAUGUCCUGGCAGCUGGGAGAGGAGAUUAGGCGUUGCACGGUGGCCGCCGCCGAACCUGACCCUCUCUUCCUGGAGUGGCAGAGAAGGUGGGUGAUGAUGUCAGAGCAAAGGUGGACACGGCGUGAGCAAGCAGAUUUCUACCGCACCGUGUCGUCGUUCGGUGUGGUGUACGACCUGGAGAAGAAAACAUUCGACUGGAGUCCUUUCCGCUCCUUUGCCCGGUUGGAGAGGAAGACCGACGAGAGCCUGGAGAGAUACUUCAGUAGCUUUGUGUCCAUGUGCCGCAGCGCCUGCAGAUUGCCCCCCAGGAAGGACGAAGGGCCUCUGGACCACAACCUGUUUGUGGAGCCCAUCACAGAGGAGCGAGCAGCACGCACCCUCUACCGCAUCGAGCUGCUGCGCAAGGUCAGGGAGCAGGUGCUGCGCCACCCACUGCUGGGCUCGCGACUGCAGCUGUGUCGGCCUAGCCUCUACCUGCCUGUGUGGUGGGAGUGUGGCAAGCAUGACCGCGACCUCCUGAUUGGAGCAGCCCGCCACGGCCUCAGCCGCACUGACUACUACAUCCUCAAUGACCCGCAGCUAUCUUUCCUGGAUGCCCAUCGCAACUACGUCCAGAAGGAGAAUCACCAGGGCUACCAACCCAGUGUGCACCACGCAGGCAUGGCCCCCUCACCGCACCACCACCCCUGCUGCAUCUAUGAGACGGGCCUCGGCCAAUGCCACUCUCCCCAGCCGCCGGAGUACGGUCACCCAGCCAUCCCCUCCUCGUCGAUCCACUUCCAUUCUCACCCGAACGUCCACGGUCACCCGCCAGAGAUAGUGGGCACGGGCCCUGGUGGCAGCCUAGGUAUGGUGUCUGGGCCAAGGGAGGGCUUCCUGGUUUGCCCCCCUCUGGAUGAGUCAUUGGAACUGGCAUCACUGCAGCAUGAGGGCCUGGCCUCAGAUUCCCUCCAUGGCAAGUCUGCCAAGGAGGCCUUCAACGGGUUCCCCUUCAACUCAGCGCAGGGCGGCCAGAGCAUGCUCAACUCGUAUGGUGUGCAGGCGGAGCUGACCAGCGAGCAGUCGGCUGACAUGGACCCAAUCAUCUCAGGCAAGCUUCGCAGCGACGUGCUGGUGGGCUCCUCGGAAGAGAAUGGCCUUAUGGCUCCCUUGCUGGAGCUGGAACAGGAGCUGCAGGCGCCCUGGGAGAGCACGGACCACACAGGCACAGCAGACGUCGUGGGCAUGUUCAACGAGGCCGACCCCAUCCUGGGGGCACCAGCCCUUGAUACAGAGUUCCUGGACACAGAGGAGCAGCCGGGAGACGGGGGAAGGGAGGACGGAGCAGGGGGAGUGCUUGACGACUGCCUAGGUAUACCCUCAGCCCGGAGCGGCCCAGGGGAGCCGCUGCCCUCCAGUUUCAUGCUGUUCAAGAACAUUGACGUGAGCGAGGAGGAGCCUGCUGCAGAGCACACAAACCUCUCCGCCAGCCCGCUUCCUUCUUACAUCCCCCCUCCGCACCUGUCGCUGUCCCAUAUGACCUUGCACCCCCACCACCACAAUGGUGAUGUCGAGCAGCCAGAGAAGUUGAGUGACUCGGACACUGUCGCCCACAUGCCCAGCCCCGACGAGAGGGAGGCAGAGAGGGAUGUGUCCUUUCAAUUUGACAAGGAGAUGUCUGUGGACAGUCCAAGUCUGGUGGGGCUGGAGCAGGGCCUGGACCCCUCAUGUAUACCAUGCGAGGACACUCUCCAAGAGGAGCCCUGCUAUGGGAUGGGAAUGGGCUCUCCAGUGGAGUCAUGUCAGGUGGCUCUAGAGAGGCCAGGAGAAGAGACUUUAGAAAGGGACACGCCCUUAGGGCCAGUUGAGGGGCUUCUAGAGGGACAGGUAGAAGAACCCUUGGAGAUAUCGCCCAUGGAUUCCCAGGAGGAGGAAUCAGUGGAUGGGCCUCUGGAAGACUUCGGUAAAGACAAAGCACCAGAAGGACAAUUCACAGGGCCGUUGGAGCAGUACGACGUAGAACCAGAAGCUGACUUCGAGGGGCCUGCCGAAGCAGAGAGCACUUUAAGCGAAUACACACUCCCCACUGUUGACGCUACAGACACUCUGCCCCCAUCCUCCUCAGUCCCCAGGCCCCAGCCUGAGCCACCACUGUCCCCACGUGUGGUGGGAGUGACACAGAUCAAACUUGAGUUCCCUCUGGACCCAGAGAGCUCUGAGAGCAAGUCAGACAUACUGGAGCCUGACAGCACUGUCCUCACGCCCAAACUGGAGCAGACAGAGGUGCUGCUGGACGUGAAGGACAAGAUCAAGGAGGAGAGGCCCCAAACUCCAGCCUCUCUAGUGGACAGCUAUGUGGAGGUGGCACAGUUUGCAGUCCCCAUGUCCAUGUGUGAGAUGCCUGACAGUCUGCAGGACGUGCGGGAGCCCACCAUCGCCCAGCUGCUGCAGGAAAAAGCCCUCUACUCCUUCUCCGAGUGGCCAAAGGAUCGGGUGAUCAUCAACCGCCUGGACAGCAUCUGUCACGCCAUCUUGAAGGGGAAGUGGCCCUCUUCCAGCCAGCAGUAUGACUCCCCUAGCUCUCUGGCAAACACCUGUGUGCCUAACAUUGUGCACCAGAGGGCUGGCUUCAUUUCAGCCAGGGUACAGCCAUCCCAGAGCCUCAACUUCAACAUCCCAGCCCCUCCUGUAGUAACCCACCUUCCCAAGUACAAGUCAAGAGAUGCAGGGGAAUGCAGCCAGGGAGGCUGGAGGUUGACAUCCUUGCCUCUCUUGCAGGAGAGACUGGUGGCGCCGCCCUAUUUGCCUGAACUAAAGCGGGGUAGGCGUGCGUUUGAAUACAAGGCUGAGGUGCUCAGUAAGCAGUGCCACACAGGGGAGGAGAUGCCUGUAACCGUGUCGAACAGAGGCGGGGCGCUGCUGCUCAAAGGCUGGCAGGAGGCGGCCAUGGACCUCUCCAAGGCCGGGGAUCUGGGCAUUGGGGGCGACGCGGCAGCCACUGUAGGCCACAUGAGUCACCAGGUCCACUCCGGUGCCCGAAAACUGCCCGCCAUGAGCGCCAUGCAGGGUUCAGUGGGGAAGGACAUGGCCGGGAUCCUGCAGGCAGGUCUCAUCCACCCCGUCACCGGCCAAAUUGUCAACGGCAACCUGAGGUGUGACGACGCAAUCAUGCGCCGGAGGAGAGGCAGACGGAGAAACGUGGAGGCGGUUGACAUCGGGUUUGUCAAGAGCAGAGGAAUGCAUGUGCAGGAAAAACAGGUCACCAGCCAUUCUGCAGUGUCGUCCACCUCCUCCCCACCGGAGCGCCCCCCGGGAACCUCCGCCCCCACCCUGCCAGAGGUGGUGGCCAUCGACAGAGAGGCUGCCAACAAUGGCUUGAUGGAAUGGCUGCGACCGAAUCCCAACUGCAGCAUGGAGGUGCCCACUUUCGCACCGUCUCCUGGCUCAGCGAUUCUGCACAGCUUUGUGGAGCGGCCCAAGCAGCGGCGGCAUCGCUGUAAAGACCCCACCAAGCUGGAUGUCAACUCCCUAACAGGGGAAGAGAGGGUGCCAGUGGUCCACAGGAGCACUGGCCGCAGGCUUGGGGGUGCUAUGGCUCCAGCAAUCAAGGAGCUUUCACGAUGGCUGGAUGAAAAUACUGAGUACUGCGUGGCACCUGACUGGGCAGAUGUAGUGAAACACUCUGGCUUUCUUCCUGAGGGCAAGUUCACCCGCAUCCUCACUGAGCCCGUGUGCCGCGACCAGGGGCCCCGCCGCCGGGGCCGUCGUCCCCGCAGCGAGAUGCCCAAGCCCCUCCUCUCCGAGUCUCCCAUGGGCCCGCUCUGUAUGAACGGCGGCCUGAUCGGCAGCAUGGACCUGGUCAGCCUCCAGAACCUCCACAAUGUCCAGGGCAUCCCACUCACAAGCUUGAUGGGAUUCCCCCAUGGCUUUGCUGUGUCCGCCGGUGAAGACGCAAAGAAUGGUCUGAGUAUGCUGCCUAUGAUGCUCCACGGCGUACACGGCGCCCCCCACAUGUUCAGUGUUCAGGGGCUGAUGGGGUUGCCGCCCACCUGCUCUGCUUCCACCUCUUCCUCCACGGCUGUAGUUACCACCACUGCGGCCUCCUCCUCAGCGGCCAGUAGCCCCUCUCGAGGCCCCGGCCAGGCAUCUUCAAGCACAGGGGCCGAGGGCUCUGGCAUUCAGUCUGGCAGAGAGAGAAAGAGGGAGGAAAAGCAGCAAGGCGCGAUGGGCAACCACAGCAUUGCGGCCAUCACCACCACCACAGCGACCAGCAGCAGUGGCAGCCACCAGGCCUUCAACCCUUUCCUCAUUCCGGGGAUGUCCCAUGGACUGCUGUACCCUCACAUGUUCCUCCCGCACGGGGGCGUCAUGGCGCUGCCAGGCAUGCCGCCUGCAGACUCCUCCAGCAGCCCAAAGACGAAGAAGAAAAGAACAAGGGAGGAAGGGGUGGUGGUGGUGGUGGUGGAGGCAGACAGCCACUUACAGACAGACAGUGGGCCUCCGAAAAAACACAGUGAUGGCCAGACUGGGGAGAGCACGGCUGACCAGGCUGGGCCGGAGGACAGGGAGCAGAUGGAGGACAACAUUCAGGAGGAGGGCACGGGACACGACUCCCAUGAACCUCCAGAGGUAAACCCCAAGAAGAGCGUUGAAGAGGAGAGAGGAACGAUGGAGAUUAGCUUGAUGGAGGAGAAAAAACUGCCUGAGGAGGAGAGCGUGUCAAGGGGGGCAGAGUAGACUUCACAAUAUACUUCUUCUCCCACCUCUUUCUUACUGUGCAACAGUUUUAAGUUUGUGGUGUGUAAGUACCUUCAUUUGUAUGUAAAUACUUUUAUUAUCAACUUAUUUUUUAUAGUUCUGCCCUGUAGCAAAUUUGUGAUUAUCUUAUACUAUAUAUCCCCACACAUGCUCCAUUCAAGAACUUCAUGAAAGAGAUGCAAACACACACUUGCGAAGGGAGGAAUGAAUCAACGUUGUUACAUGGUUAUAACAAUUCAAGCAUCCUUGACGGUCUGCUACAUCAUUUAGAUGCCUGGUUGCAAAAAGGUAAAGUCGGGAGCCUGUUUGACUGAAGAGGAUAAAGAUUGUGGGUUGUGUUCAUUAGGGCAUGCAAUGGAGAACAUUGUCAAACGGUUUCAAUGGGAAAUGAAAAUGUGUUUCUUAUCAAGUCGUCCCAUCUUUUUUGUCAGUUUUUUUUAUCCAUUUUUGGUGCCUAAUGAUCACAACCAAGAACGAUGUAGCCGUCUAGUGAUUACUGUCCCCUCAGUUUCCUUGAUGGUAUUAAGGAAUGUGAAUAUCCCAUUAAAGUUGUUUAAUGUCCCGAAAGCCUAAAACGAAUAGCAAUUUUAUUUGAAGGUCCUUUAAAAUGUGUUGAAUAUAAUACUUUUUAUAUCAAUGCAUGCAAGGUAACUUGCAGUCCCAAGUUUGAUUAGUAGCAUAACUGCUGCUAAGAAGUUCUGAAUAGGACAGCUUUUGUCCAUCCCUAUUUUGUUUGUCUUGUUACUGCUGUGUAAAACAUUUUUAAAAGGAAAAUAGACAAACGAAAGUGCGUAUAACAGAUUUAGAGAAAACAAUGAUGCUAGUAUAACCAAUCGAGAGAACACAUAUGCAGUACGACAGCCACUCAAAUAAAAGGCAAAGACUAAUCCUGAGUUUUGAUAAUGCUUUAAAAUAUAUAAUCUCACAAAGUCACUUUGGGAUGUGAUCAGCUGUGUCAGUGUGGGAGCAGUGAAGAGGUACCAUAGACAGUCUGUCACAGAGAGCUCUGUUGAGAGCGCCAGUGCCUCACCGGUGAGGGACAAGCACACAGAGGGUACUUCACUAAGGGAGAGGGGUGGUGGGGGAUGUGCAAAGUAUACAAAUAAUAUGUCCAUUCCCAUCUGCCUUUCCAGUGUUAGGGAAAAGUUAGUCGUUUGAUCACAGAUACUGUAUGUAAAGCAGUGGCAGAGUGCCUCGUUGUUUUAAAGGCUUCGUGGUCUCCUUUUCUUCCCUUAGAAGCAUUUUAAACUCCUGUAGACUAGGUCAUACUCAGAAUGUUUCAAACAAAUCUAUCUAUUUAGCUGUAUAUUGCUGUUCCUUUUGUUUACAUGCACACCACAUUUUUUGUUUUCUCCGUUAUGUCCCUUGACAUUGGGGGGAAAUGGCAAAAUCAGUACCAGUGUUUAUUGUAUUUAACAUAAUGUACUACACUAAAUGGAUGCAAAAGCUGAUUUUAUUCUCAAUUUUACAACAGGGUCUGUUUUUUGGGGUAUAUGUUUUAGACUUGGCUUCUAAGCGUAACAACUUGACUUCUCUUUUUGUUUGUGAUUUUUUUUUUUCAUAUUAGAAAAGUGUCCUUUGGUGAAUGUUUACCUGUAUUCUGUCUAUUAAGCUUUUAUUUGUGUAUGUGUACAUGCAUGCGCACACUUGCACAACCUGUCCCAUGGGUGACAUUUUGUCCUCGAGCUGUAUUUCUCUCUUGCUCUAGAGUCAUCUUUCUUUGUUGGAAGACAUGUUAUAGUUGCCUUGUCACAACUUGUGACUAUAAUUCAUUUGUUCUGCCAAACUUUCACCAAACAUGACAUUUUUCUUUAAACUUAGUUGAUUAUAUUAAAAGUAAAAUGCCUUAUUUAGCUAGUGUUAUAUAUAUAUAUAUACUGCUAAAAAAAAUAAGGGAACACUAAAAUAACACAUCCUAGAUCUGAAUGAAUGAAAUAUUCUUAUUAAAUACUUCUUUCUUUACAUAGUUGAAUGUGCUGACAACAAAAUCACACAAAAAUUAUCAAUGGAAAUCAAAUUUAUCAACCCAUGGAGGUCUGGAUUUGGAGUCACACUCAAAAUUAAAGUGGAAAACCACAUUACAGGCUGAUCCAACUUUGAUGUAAUGUCCUUAAAACAAGUCAAAAUGAGGCUCAGUAGUGUGUGUGGCCUCCACGUGCCUGUAUGACCUCCCUACAACGUCUAGGCAUGCUCCUGAUGAGGUGGCGGAUGGUCUUCUGAGGGAUCUCCUCCCAGACCAACUCCUGGACAGUCUGUGGUGCAACGUGGCGUUGGUGGAUAGAGCGAGACAUGAUGUCCCAGAUGUGCUCAAUUGGAUUCAGGUCUGGGGAACGGGCGGGCCAGUCCAUAGCAUCAAUGCCUUCCUCUUGCAGGAACUGCUGACACACUCCAGCCAAUAGGAGGAACCCAGGGCCAACCGCACCAGCAUAUGGUCUCACAAGGGGUCUGAGGAUCUCAUCUCGGUACCUAAUGGCAGUCAGGCUACCUCUGGCGAGCACAUGGAGGGCUGUGCGGCCCCCCAAAGAAAUGCCACCGCACACCAUGACUGACCCACCGCCAAACCGGUCAUGCUGGAGGAUGUUGCAGGCAGCAGAACGUUCUCCCUGGCGUCUCCAGACUCUGUCACGUCUGUCACAUGUGCUCAUGUGCUCAGUGUGAACCUGCUUUCAUCAGUGAAGAGCACAGGGCGCCAGUGGCGAAUUUGCCAAUCUUGGUGUUCUCUGGCAAAUGCCAAACGUCCUGCACGGUGUUGGGCUGUAAGCACAACCCCCACCUGUGGACGUCGGGCCCUCAUACCACCCUCAUGGAGUCUGUUUCUGACCGUUUGAGCAGACACAUGCACAUUUGUGGCCUGCUGGAGGUCAUUUUGCAGGGCUCUGGCAGUGCUCCACCUGCUCCUCCUUGCACAAAGGCGGAGGUAGCGGUUCUGCUGCUGGGUUGUUGCCCUCCUACGGCCUCCUCCACGUCUCCUGAUGUACUGGCCUGUCUCCUGGUAGCGCCUCCAUGCUCUAGACACUACGCUGACAGAAACAGCAAACCUUCUUGCCACAGCUCGCAUUGAUGUGCCAUCCUGGAUGAGCUGCACUACCUGAGCCACUUGUGUGGGUUGUAGACUCCGUCUCAUGCUACCACUAGAGUGAAAGCACCGCCAGCAUUCAAAAGUGACCAAAACAUCAGCCAGGAAGCAUAGGAACUGAGAAGUGGUCUGUGGUCACCACCUGCAGAACCACUCCUUUAUUGGGGGUGUCUUGCUAAUUGCCUAUAAUUUCCACAUUUUGUCUAUUCCAUUUGCACAACAGCAUGUGAAAUUUAUUGUCAAUCAGUGUUGCUUCCUAAGUGGACAGUUUGAUUUCACAGAAGUGUGAUUGACUUGGAGUUACAUUGUGUUGUUUAAGUGUUCCCUUCAUUUUUUUGAGCAGUGUAUAUAGAUAGAUAGAUGUUUUGUUACAUCUCCAUAUUGGAAGUUAUAUAUCAAAGUAUUUUGUUCGGUUUGUUUUAAAUGCCCCUUCAGUUGUAUGCGUACAUACCUUGGUAAUGUGCAAAACCAGGAUUUGGACAUUUGCUGGUAUCAGUCACUGCAGUGAUAGAAGAUAAUCUUUCAAAGUUAUCUUUAUGGUCCAAUUCACUUACUCCAUGAAGUGACUCAAACAAUCUUCCAAAGCACAAUGGAGAACAAUGAAUUAUUACUGUUUUCUCAUCAGUGCCUCUGAGAUUUGGUUUGAUAUUUUUUCUAUUUUGUUCCAAACUUCUGCUGAUUUACAUAAUUUAUUAUAUCUAGGCUGAAGUACUAGUGCAGAAACAUCCCUGAACCUAUUCCAAUUGCAUCUAAUGUUAUCAAUGUGAAGGGUGCCAUGCAAUUCCUGAUCGGUCAUGUCUGAGGGUCCCCUUUGUUUCACUCAAACAACAAGCUUUUCACAUGCUUAUAUUCACUUAACAGGCCUUCAGUUUUCGUAAAGACAUCACUGGUGCACGGUAUGUAUACAACUGAAGUGGAUGUGAUGUUAAAACCAAUGCUCAUCCAAUUGUAGACCUAUUCUGCACGUUGGAUCCAAUAUUCCACUACCAUUGGCUGAGUAAUGUGUCUUCAGAUAGACAACCUGUUUUUGGGAAUAUAAAGUAGAUUUAUUAGAUCUCAAGACACCAGCCCACACCAAUUUUCUAUUACUUUGCUUGUGUGUGACAACUUGAAAAACAACUACUUGGAGCAGUAUGUGACUACAGUUGAAGGUCAAUUAAUAUUUAUUCAGUCUUUCAUGUCAUGAAAUCGUUUUACUGUGUUUUCUUUUCAUUUAGUCUUUUGGUAAUUUAUGAAACGGUCAGAUUCAUUUCAAGUCAUGUAUCUCAUAUGUAUUUAUUGUACAAGUCUUGUCUAAGCAUUUUCAUGUUUAUGCCUGGUGUGUAACGUUAAAGGGUUCAGAGGGACAACAGUCACGCUUCUAAGGCUUGCUGGCUCUUCACAUUUUAGAAUGUUUGUUGUAUUUUUUUUUGCCAUCACCUAUGGCAAGAGUAGUAUAAAAUACAUAAAUGUUAUAACUUUUCCUGAAAAAGUGUAACUUACUUAUUAACAUGUGCCAUAGAUUGUGGGUCAUUGGGACGGGGUCAAUUGUAUCCGUGUGAACUUUGGACUGAAUUGUACUAUAACCUAUUUCUGCAGUCAGGUUAGACACUAGGCGCCAGGCCCUAUUCAUCAAUUCUGUUAUGUAUUUGCAUGUCAGAGGAAAGAUACGGGCUCUGGCUUUCCAAUGCCAUGCUAUGUGUGUUGUGAUUGCAUGCCUGGACAUGCUGGUUAUAUAGGCCCUGAAAAUUGCCACAAUCCAAGUUGCAGAGAUGGCCACUCUGUGUGUGUGUGCGUCUGCAUGCAUGCAUUGACAGAUUAGGACCUUCGUUUUCAGCUCAUACAGUCAAAGCCAGUGUUCACUAAAUGGGUUUACUGUAAAGCUACAUUGAACGAAGUGCACCGUGGGUGGGAACAUCAUGCUUCAAAAGAAAAGUACUGGCUGACGUAAGCUACAUUAACAGAGUUGUGGAUAAAAAAAUCAUUGUUGAACUAGCUCCAAUAUUCCCUCAUGGACCAAUCCCAUAACUCAGAACAUGGUAUGUGAUCUUUUAUUGUACAAUAAAAGAUGACUUUCAACUUUCA